CAAGUACGUUUAGCUUCAUAUGAAUCUAGAACAGUCACCAGGAUUAGCACGCUUUUGGAUGCCAGAUUCAAAAAGGACGGAUUUAGACAAGAAUCAAAUGCUGAAGAGGCUCUUAAGCUUUUAGACAGCGAAAUUGUCAUUGAAAGCAUUCAUAUGAAGCGUCACAGUAACGACGAAGUUAAUGAAAAUGACACAAAUUCAAAAGAAGAAAGUUCGAACACUCUUCUAUAUUUCUUGGCCCAAAGGCGGCAAAGAAAAAAUCGAACUACUAAUGUUGAUGCUAUCAUAACUAGGAGACAAUAUCUGGAGCUGGAACAUUGUGAUGGGGAUACUAAUCCAUUGUUAUACUGGAAGGCAAAUGCUAAACCAAAAGAUGUCUUGGCUCAACUUGCUCGAAAGGAUUUGUGUAUACCGUCAUCUUCAGUAGAAUCUGAGCGAGUUUUCAGCACAGCCGGAUUGAUAGUCAACGAUCGAAGGUCAAGUCUAAAGCCAGAAACAGUAGACAUGCUCGUAUUUUUACAUAAAAAUUUAUGUUCAACUAAGAUUUCAAAAUUGGAAUAAGUAUGUACAGCCACUCACUAAAUUGAGUAUACGCCGAUUUUUUUUUUAAUAUUCGCAAUGUUUUUCAUGUUAUAUGUUUAUUGUUGA
Messenger RNA from Rhagoletis pomonella (apple maggot), 648 nucleotides. RefSeq lists its product as uncharacterized. Lineage: Eukaryota; Metazoa; Arthropoda; Insecta; Diptera; Tephritidae. Bases 154 to 561 code for a protein of 135 amino acids. The transcript is spliced from 2 exons. Gene Ontology annotation, molecular function: protein dimerization activity. The record is from RefSeq and is a predicted model, not a curated record.